GCAGGCUGGUAGUAGCUGUGUGAUAGUAGUCUGGGUGCCGAGCGCCAAGUAGGAGAGGGGCUCUGGAUACUCAUCUUGGUGAUGGCGAGAAGCAGAACCCCAUACGACCUAUGGAGUAGUCAACCAGACCAUAAUUUGGAGAGAUGGUUUGAAGGCUGUUCCGAUCCUGUGGAAAAUCCUCCAGAGCUUCCAGCGAAUCCAACUGGGUAUUUGAUAGUGCAGCCAGAUGGUGGCUUGAAUCAGCAGCGGAUUGGUAUCGUGACAAGUGUUGCCAUAGCCUGGUUCUUACAAGCAACACUAGUUGUGCCAAGAUUGCUCUUCAGCCCAGUGUGGAAAGAUGACAGCAAGUUCGAGGAUCUGUUUGACCUGGACCAUUUCAACAAAUCACUGAAGAAUUUAGUUCGGAUUGUCAAGGAAGUGCCGAGGGAGGUGCAAAAGACUUUAAGGACAGCGAAUGUCACAUUCAUAGCACCAAAGCAUUGCUCUCUGGAGUGGUACUCAGCCCACAUCCUUCCAGUUCUGAAGAAGUAUGGAGUUGCCGUGAUCACGGAGUAUAUGCACCCAUUGGGAUUUGGAAUGCCCUUUCACGUCGAGCAGAUCCGCUGCCGUGCCAAUUAUUAUGCUCUAAGGUACAAUCAGAAACUUGAGGGCAUCGCCGAGCAGGCAGUACAGCAGCUAAGGAAAGAUGGGGAGAAGUUUGUGGCUGUUCACGUACGCUUCCAGAAGGAUAUGCUAGCUGAUUCAUGCUGUGACUUCGGCGGUGGGCCUGCAGAAAGGGAGUUUUUCAAAAAAUAUCGUGAUGUAAAUCUUGCCAUCGGUCAAUAUGCGAACAAGUACAAAUCGAAGCCACCACCGGAGAUUCUGCGUGUGAGGGGGUCAUGCCCCUUGACGCCUGAGGAGCUGGGGUUGUUGCUUGCAGGAAUGGGGUUCUCAAAAGACACCCGGCUUUAUCUCGCUGGAGGGGAGGUUUACGGAGGGGAGAGCAGGCUGGCUCCCCUGCGGCGUUUGUUCCCAAAGAUGGUGAGAGUGGAAGAUGUCGUGCCAAGAAAUAUGCUAUCGAAACUACAUUCCCAUUCGUCCCGGCUUGCGGUGAUCGACACGUACGUGUGCACAUACAGUAAUGUGUUUCUGACAGGCUUUUCAGGGAGCAAUCUUCCUGCCAUCGUACUUGGUUUGCGAAUGAUGUACAGACUUGGUCCAUCAAUUCUGCCUUCAAAGAAGAUUGCACCCUUGCUAAUGGCUGCCAAAGAAGGGCAAAUUCGAUGGAAAGAAUUCGCUGCUCAGGUGAAGGCCAUUCAGACUCCAAAGCGCAUAAGCAAUUCCUGGAACGUGUCCACAUUCCGCGAACCUGCACCUGCUUGUGUCUGUUACAGGAGAGGUCUCGCACAUAUAUCAUCGUAGAUUGUGAUGUAUGCGCUUCAUCAUCAUCUCGGUGUGCGGAUGUUUGAUUUUGCUCUGCGGUGGAUGCUCGCAUUGACAGAGGACACCUUUGCAUAUCCUGCUGAUCAGUGACCUUAAUGAAGGGUGCUAAGUACUAUUACUAAGUGCAAUGCUCUCUCCAGCAGACUGCUUUCAGAACUGCACAUUUUGGGAGUCCUAUCUAUCCUUGCCGCCAUCUUCUGCCUGCUUCCCACCCAUCCCUUCUCUCUUCUCCUCGCCCAUCGUAUUUUGUCUCUUGUUUUCAUCGCCUUUCUCCACCUGUGUCCCCCCUCUCUAUUCUUCGACUUGUUGCUGUCAACUUCAUGUUGACUCCUCGUUGAUGAAUGUCUGAUAUUCACUAGGUACAAGUGAGGCUCGAGGUAGGGAGGGAGUAAAAGCUUAGAAGAUGGUGCUAGAGGUGAGGAAGAGGUGGCACAAAGAAGAUUUUUGUGGGAUGUUUUCAAUUCAAGAGGGUAGAAUAAUACUAGAAUUACAUCUGAUGUUUGCCACGUGCUGAAGCUGAUGCAACGGUUGUCAUUGACAGGCAUGUAUGGCUGUGGCAUGUUUGGGCAUUACCAUUAUUUGAGGAGGGGGUAAGGAAGACGAAGAACAUAAGGAGAGGAGGAGGUGGUGGCGUUAGUAUGGUGGGGACCAAUGCCUUAUGGCAGUGUUGAUGUUUGAGACACACUGAAUGAGGUGAUCACAGAAGUCAUUACCACCAGAUGUGACAGUUGACCGUUUUUCGGAGCACAAAGGAAGUCGAUUGGUUCAGUGUGGCCCUUGGUCUUUCCCAAGUGGAAAGAGAGAUUGCCCCUCCUGUUCGCCUUGAAAAGCCGUUGCUUGCCCCUCUGGGGGAGGCGGCCAUAAUAGGAUAUAUGCCACUGUAUGAAUGACUCUUGCGUCAAGGUUGAGUCUGCUAGAGGGAAGGCAACCGGUACUCUGCUAGCAUCAGGAACUCGGGAGUCUUUUCAUGCUAUCCCAAGAGAAGUCGCAGAGAUGAUGACGGCGAUCCGGAAGUUCUUAUUGCAUGUUAGGAGGCUUAGUAGUGAGAGCUGGCUGGAGUGGUGGAGUGUAGGACAUGACAAGCUAGCUAUGUAUAUAUUAUGUGAGAAAGGGAUAGCCCGCUUGCCUGAGUGGAUGAUGCGGAAGGACUGAGAUAGGCAGCUGGUCUGUACGACAAUUGCAUCAUAUCUUUCGGUGUGAUGCGUCCCCCAUGAGAUGUAAAGCCUCAUGCGUUGUGCUAAUCUUACGUCAAUUUGAGUGUGUUUCCACUUCUUCGAGUUUAUCAUUGACUGUUGUGAGCUCCCGGUGGUGCAGGCCAAAACACUCACCAGGAUGUUCGGUGGAUGUUCGGUACUUUGGGAAAGACUGUCCCAAAGUACCAUGCAACGAUGGAUGUACAUUAGGACAGAGUCGCAGGGUAUGGAGUGAUCUUAGAUCAUGGCAAGUGUCAUCAUCGGUGCAGGGAACGGGAGCAUGUUUUGCUUCAUUUUGUCUGAAAUCUCAUGAGCAUAGAGAAGAAGACGAAAGGAUGCAUUCGGCCGCAGCUGAUGUUCUCACACAAGCCGGGGUUGAGCAAGGGCACUGCCCUCCAGGGCUGAACGUACCAACACGCAUGCGAUCCAGGCACACCCAUGCACACACAUGCACAUACAUGCAGACAGUCUAGGGGAUGUCCCAAGCAGGCCGGCCAUCUGCCCUUCAGUCUAUCGCCUCAUUCAGAGAAAGCAGGCGUGGCGAGAAAGGAUCAGGGAAGUCUGAUGAGGGGCGGAGCGGAAAGGAAGGCUCGAUGGUCAUCCAGUCAUUGACGAUCAGGUGGUAGUCCCCUACACUCUGCCAACUCCUGCCACCGCGGGUCCUCCCUAUUACCACUCCACUCAACUCUCACCACCCAUUCGCCUCCGCCCCACCCCAGUCAGUCCCUCCCGAAGGAGGAGAUUGGCUUCCUAAUAUCCUGGUUGGUCCGAAAACAACAAUCUCAAAAGCCACCACCUCGCAAACUUAACAGCGUUCUCAGGAGAGGGAGUGCCCAAGGCUCAGCAAGACCCAGAAGUCUCAGCAGGCAGGCAUCGAUUUUGGUGAAUGGCGAGUUCUAUUCUGCUCCUGCCUCUUCCUUUGUAUUGAACUGCAUUCAGUUCCUGUGAUUUGGAGGAGGACCUUGACUCCAACGAUGAAUUAAGGAUUCGAUGUUUUGGUUCAUUUAAGAGCGUGAAGGAGGACAAAGUUCAUGAUCAUCCGCUUCCAUCGUGCGGACAUGAUGACGAUCGUAACAGCUGCAGGAAAACAGUGUUGGGCUCCACUCAUGCGUCUUCCUGCGCAUCGAACUGUAUUCAAUUUAUGCGCUGCGGAGAACUGUGACAUUGACUGUGAGAGGAUGGCGGAGGGGUUCUGAGAUGCUGUCAGCAUUGGAAUGGACACUGUUUGGAGCGGAGUCAACAGCAUGAUCAAAGAUGUUUGCUCUCUGGCUUGGUGUUGAGGAGAAGUUCGGUGGAUUUACUAGAUGUAGCACACCCUCUCAGCCAAAAUGCAUCCGCCCCUCUGCAACAGCUGUGAGAGUGGAGGGACUGCCUGCUCAGUUUUCGCAGUUGAUGCAGUGCCAACAGCAUAUUUGCUCUCUCCUUGACGACUGGUGAUGAUGAUAUUCAGCGGUUUGACCAUUUGCCUUCUCUGAAGACUUGAAGCAGGUUUUUUUUCUUUUUUUUUUCAAAUGUUAUAUUAAUGGAACUGGAAAACAGGUCCAUUGUAAAAUUUUAAAAUGCCAAAGAAGGAGGCGUCCGCACGGACCUCGGUGAGUGACUUCCGAUGAUAUUCAGCUUAGUUUGUGCAUUUUGGUAUACAACAUCGUAUUUGCAAUGGUUAUCUGUUGUGAAAGUGUUGUCAAUGUUUUACACAGCGAUGAACCAAUAUUUCGUUUGCAGAGCGAAUGCGGCAAAGUUA
This is a messenger RNA of Chara braunii, 4356 nucleotides long. The record is from the annotation of a GenBank genome assembly. NCBI's taxonomy places the organism in Eukaryota, Viridiplantae, Streptophyta, Charophyceae, Charales, Characeae.